Messenger RNA from Aspergillus mulundensis, 1155 nucleotides. RefSeq lists its product as uncharacterized. The transcript has 2 exons. NCBI's taxonomy places the organism in Eukaryota, Fungi, Ascomycota, Eurotiomycetes, Eurotiales, Aspergillaceae. The record is from RefSeq and is a predicted model, not a curated record. The coding region runs from base 1 to 1155 and encodes 384 amino acids.
AUGUCUCAAACCGCUAACCUCGAGUGCCUGCAGUGCAGGGCACCCCCUACCAAAACCUGCCUUGCAAACCACUACGUCCGAGAGCUCCCGCAAACCGUGACAAUGUCAGAUCUUUUCGUCUCAGGCGGCGCAGCCCCAGCGGCGGGCCUCGACGGAUUGAACAUCGAUCAUGUCCUUGCCGAGCCAAUUGACUGGGAUGCGUUCCAAAGUCUGGCAGAUGAGCUCAUGGACUUGGCAAGCAUGACUGCGAAAGACAAGGCCUUCUUAGGAAGCAUGAUGAACCCCAUCGCGCUUAGUGAUGACGAGGAUACGGAUGGCAUAGUGAAGAUCAAGCCAGCAUCUGCAACCAACCCCGUUGUGUUCAUUGAUGACGGGGAUAUGGAUGUCGAUAUCAAGCCUGAGCCAUCGUCUCCGAGUGACCACGUUGUGUUCAUUGAUGACAAGGAUACUGCUAACAAGCCCCAGGCUUCUACUCGUCAACCACGCCGUCUACCGCCCGUGGUCUCCGUGGCAAACCCUCGUCCUAACCCUCGUGCUAACCCCCGUCCCAUCCCUCAGCCCCUAAGCAUAGACUACCAGCCGUACAAGCGCCCUAGCGCCCCGGCCCCGGCCCCUCAGCCCCCAAGGGCUUGCGGCAGCACCCCGCAUCUAGCGCAGCAACUCUCCGCAGCGCGCGAAGAGCUCACCGCCUCGCGAGCAAUGAUCACAGAAAUGAAAAAGACGAUCGCGAAGCAGGACAAGGCUCAGAAGGAGCGGGUGCGCAAGCUGAUGGAGGCCGUGGGGGUGCAGAACCUCGCAGAGCAAAACAGGCAGAAGGAGCUCGAGGCCGUGCGGCAGCAGCUCAGCGCUUGCCGCGACUGCUACCACCAGGAGCGCUUGCGGACCCGCGGUGCUCAGAAUACGGCGGCGUAUGCGCGCGCGAGGGCGCUGAAGGCUGAGCGGGAGGCGGCGAGGUGUGAGGAGAUGGCGGUGAGGUGUGAGGAGAAGUCGGCGAGGUAUGAGCAGGAGUGGAAUAAGAUGGAGUAUCAGGUUAGGGCGCUGCAGGUGCAGUUGAAGAUUGCGAGGUCGGAGCGCGCGCGGUUAGCGGGGCUUUUGGGGUUGAGUUUCAGCAAGCAUAAUAGUACCAGAGUCAGAGCAUUCCAAUACAAUGAGUAG